Molecule: messenger RNA, 3773 nt
Organism: Blepharisma stoltei
Lineage: Eukaryota; Ciliophora; Heterotrichea; Heterotrichida; Blepharismidae
Source: the annotation of a GenBank genome assembly
AUGAGAAUGAUGUCUGCUCUUGGUGGGUCCUUCUGGUCCACUUUCCGUAAUUUUCAAAGCCAUUCAGCAUUGGAUGAGCUUUUAGAAAAAGAAGAUGCAACUUUGUCCGAAGUUCUUAACGAAGAAGAAACAAUCCAAGAACUGAAGAGCCAUAACCAAAAACUGAUUGAAUUGUAACUAUUAUUCAGCUUGAAUGAAGAGCGACUUGCACAACUCAUUGAGUACAUUACAGUCUUCCCUCCAGAGAACUCUCCAAAGGAGCGAGAAAAUAAAUACCCCUUCAUCUCCUGUGAGCUCUUAAGCUGCGACGUUCCACCUGUCUUAGAUAAGUUGUUCGACUCUGAGCCCCUUCUCCAACAACUAUUUUCGUUUUUGCAUAAUGAUUACAUUCAUCCUACACUAGCAGGAUACUUCGGGAAAGUCGCUUUAACUCUAGCCAACCGUCACAUAAGGGAGAUUAUGAAAUUUGUCACUGAAAACAAUUUCAUUGGAGAAUUGUUGAAGCAUCUAGAAUACAAGUCAGUUGCAGAUGUAAUUUUUAAGCUCUUGCUAGUUGAUAUUCCUGGCGAACCUGUAUAUCUUCCUCAAAGAAUCGAAAUAGUAAAAGGGCUACUUAAAGGACUGAAAGAUGAAAAAAGGGAAAUCCAACACCAUGCUGGUCACAUCCUAACUGAUUUAAUUAAUAAAGUCACAGAAACUAACUCAUGGAGGUCACUUGUCGAAGUAAUCAUGAAUAAAGAAACACUUGAAUACUUGUUCAGCGGUCUUGUUGAAGCUAACUUAGGGGUUGUAAAUGCUUGUGUGAGCGUCUUAAAAUCUAUUAUGUCAAGCCAAUAUAGAGACGAACUUUUUACACUUGACCAAAAAGAUAAAGAUAGCUUAGAAAAUGAAAUGGUGACCAUUCAAGAAUCUGAACAAACCUGUACAUUUAUUGACUGCUUUGUGCAGUCUUUAGAUGGAUUUAUCCAGAUUUUAGUAAAAGAAAGUGAUGUUAAGUUUUUGACAACCUUUAAUGAAAAAAUCGAGGUCCUUGGAGAAGGGAGACUUAAAAUAGUGGAAGCAUUAAAUGCUGCUAUUAAAAUGGAAAAGAAAGAAAUUUAUACCAAAUUGUAUGAAUCUGGAGCAAUGAAAGUGCUUGUAGACUUAUUUUUCAGGUUUUCAUGGAACUCCAUGCUCCAUUCGUCUUUUGAAAAUAUCGUUCAAGGAGUCUUAUAUAUCAAUCACAGUGAUCUUAAAACACAACUUCUUGAAGAUGCCAAACUAGUCGAAAAAAUUGCACAAAAAGGACUCGAACAAGUGAAUUCUUAUUCCAAGCUAAAGCCUGGCUAUCUUGGCCACCUGAAACGAAUUGCAAAUUUAAUCAAUAAGCUCGCCCAAGCCCAACCAGAAGUGCAUGCAGUUUUAUUAAAAUCAGAAAAUUGGGAAAGCUUUAAGACUCAGUAUUUAGAGGUUGAAAAUAAAAAAGAAGAAGCUACGCUAGGAGAUCAAAGGCUACCUACAUUUGGUGAUAAUUUUUCAGAAGAUGAAGAAAAAGAGCAAGAACAAGAGCACGAGCAUGAGAAUAAGGAGCACAUAUUUUCUUCUUACCAAAGUAGUGACAAGAAUGAAUAUGAAGAAGCAGAAACGCCAGAAGAAGAAAUCGAGCAAAGUGAGCCACUUAGCAAGGAAGAUCUUGAAUAUGAGCCAGAAGAUAAAGAAAAAGAAGUAAAAAAUGAAGAAAACCAAGAAAUUGAUGUAGAAAUUCCACAGCCAGCAAAGGAAGAGUUUGAGUUCGAGUUUAAAGAUGAAAAGCAAGAAGAAAUUGCUGAUAACUAUAAAGAAGAUUAUGGAUUUGAGAUUAAAGAAAGUGAAGAAAACCCAGAAGAAAAUCCGGAAGAUGUUCCAACAGAUGCACCAAUGACUAAAGAAGAGUUAGAGUUCGAAAUUAAAGAAGAACAGCCUACAGUUGAGCCUGAGAGUAUUCAAGAAGAAGUUACAGAAGUUCAACCUGAAGAAAUAAAAGAAGAGGUAGAGACAACUGAAGAAUCUAAAGAAGAGGUGGAGAUAACAGAAGAGCCUAAAGAAGAGGUGGAGAUAACUGAAGAGCCUAAAGAAGAGGUGGAGAAAACAGAAGAGCCUAAAGAAGAGAUCCAAAAUGAAGAAAGUCAUAUUGAUGAAAUCAUUGAAAUCGAGAAAAAUGAUGAAGAGUCAAAAGCGGAAGAAACUGAGACUACUGCAGAAAAUACUAAUAUUCCUGAUACUGAGCCUACAGCUGAAGAAGCCAAAGAUGAGGGUGAACAAGAAACAGGUCUAAGUCAAACAGUCCAAAUUGUAUCUGUUCAAUGGGAUGAAACAAAUGAAAGUGAAGAAACAGGUCUUACUCAAACAGCAGAAAUUGUAUCAGUUGAAUUUGUUGAGACUAAAGAAAAUAUUGCUUCUGAAACAGUAGAGACUGCAGUUGAAGAAAUACAAACUCAACCUGAAGACCAAUCAGGACAAACCCAAACUGUUGAAAUUGUAUCUGUCGAAUUUGAUACAGUUAUUGAAAUACCUGAAGCAGCUCAGCCUUCAAUAGAGGAAGUAAAAACUGAGGCUAAAGAAGAAGAAAAUUUAACUCAAACCACUGAAAUCGCAUCAGUUGAGUUUCAAGUUGUUCAAGAAACCUCAGAGCCCACAUUUGAAGCUCAAAACUCUCAACCCGAAUCUGAAGAAACUAAAGAAAGUGCAGCUGAAGAAGUAAUAGAGACUUCAGAAACCCAAAAAGUCCCUCAAGAGUCCCAAACUGAUUCACAAGAAAAAGAAACCCCAGUCUCUGAAGAAGUUGUGCAGCAGAUCCCUGACAUCCAAGAACCUCAACCAGAAUCUGAAGCAAAGGAGACAGUGGAAACUGAAGAAAUAAAGCAAGAUAUACCACAACAGACUGAGGCUCAAGCUGAAGUAGUAGAAGCCACUCAAGAAAGCCCAAGCGAAGAGCAAAGCAUUAAAGUCUCAGAAGAGGCCAAAAUUGAAGACUCUAAAAGCAUUGAACUUCAAAAUGAAGAAGAAGCUAAACCCCCCCCCCCUCCGUGAGCGAACAAAAAAAUUUUGUUCGCUCACGGAGGGGGGGUUAAUUUUUUUUUUAAAAAAAAUUUAUAUAUAAAUUUUAUAAAAAAUAUUUUUUUCGAAAUUUAAAAAAAAUCCUAAUUUGCAAAAAUUGGGAAGCAAAUAUUAAUUUAAUUUGCAAAAUUUAUGUUUUAAAACGCAAUUUGUUUAAAAUUAAACAGAAUUAGCUCUAGAUUUCAUUAUACUAAUUAUCACUUAUAUAUCAAAAUUUUUUUCCAUUAAAAUUUUUUCUAUUAAAAAAAUUUUUGUUCACUCACGGAGGGUGGGUUUUUGGUCAAAAAAUGGCGAUUUUUCUAAUGUUUUGUUCGCUCACGGAGGGGGGGGGGGAGUAAGGAAGUAGAGUCUGAGAUUGGCCAAGAGCCGCAAGAUGAAGUGCUCGAGCAGCCAAUAAGCCAGGAGCAAGGUGAAAAUACUGAAAUACCAAAAGCUGCAGCUGAGGAACCCUCAGAGCAAGUUAAUGAGUCUGAGCAAGAACCUCAAGAAGUCAGUGAUGCUUUUGGCUCCAUGCCAAAUGAAGUACAUUUGGUCGAAGACUUUUAAAUAGUGUGAGAUUUAGUGGAAAUUUAAUAGUUUUUUAGGUCAAAUAUCUCGCUAUUAAAAAUUUUCAACCAAUUUUCGACUAAAUUUACUUCGGUGAAAUGUACACUAUCAAAAGUACGCGAUCAUUGAUCUGCACCCAUGCUUCUUGCUAA